UUUCAAUAAAUUUUUAUUUAUUGUUACUUUUGUGAGUUUCAAGUGAUUUCAGUGAGAAUUGUGGGUUUUUCCUUCUUUAACUGAGGGGUACCAACAAUUUUGUCCACGUGUGUAUAUACUGCUACCUAUAGCAUAGAUGCUUAUAUACCACUGACAUGUUCACUGUUGGUUUGUGUACAUGGGAAAUAUUAUUUAAACCCCAUAGUUCCAAAUCAUGAAAGCUGUGUGCUUUUCCUCUAAUAACUUACACAUUAAGGGCAGUGUAUAUGUUGUAUUUGAAAUUUCAACAACUUAGUUUUAUUACACUUAUGUUAUUCAUCUUAUUCAAAUGGCAAUUUACUUGUUUUUCUGAUCUCUUUCAGUGUCUCUGAGGUCUUAUCUUGCUUUAUCAAUUAUUAAUAAGAUGUCAAAAUAACCAAUCUGUGUGAGAAACCUGAUGCAAGAGUCAGAGAUAUGUCUACAUCACAACUACCGACUCAAAACUAACCCUAAAAUCUAGUGUACUUUACUUGAGUAUUCUCACCUUUGUACUACUUCAUAUUUUUGAUCUGAUAAAUUGUGUAAAAAAAACAAAAAAACAAAAAAACAAAAAAAAAACAACUGGAAUGGAAUUUUAUACGUUCAGAUUUGAUCCAUAAGUAGAAAUUCACAAGCUACCCAACAAAUGUAGUAGCGAUAUCGGAUUUACCAGCUGCUAUGUUAAUUUGACAAACAUAUAAUGCAUCAAUAACUAUAAUCCAUUAAUGUAACUUAUAGAGACUUGAAAGCUGCUUGUCCACAUUCAGAGUGAUCUCCAGACAGAAGCUGGCAGUACCGACGGUACUUAAUCUAACACUGACGUGGGAGAUUCUCAGCUGUUUACUGCGUUGAAUCGAUACUCUGGACAAUUUGCAUUUUGCUGCUUGAAAUAAAAGUAUGCUUUGAGGAAGUCUUUUUGUCAAAACAUUAUGCAGGGUUCUUCCUGCAUGACAAAAUUUUUGGCUCUCUCUCAAUGAGGUUCUAGUAAGUGCCAAUAAAUAAGGACUGAAUAAUAAAAUACAAAUUAAUUAAAUUAAAAUUUUAAAUUCUUCACCGCCAACAACAUGCUAGCUGUUAAAAUUUUAGGAUUCAAAAUGAACAAAUCUUUACUGUACAUGUACUUUCAUGUACAGUCAGUCGGUGGAGAGGGAUACGUCUGUUUAGUGUUGUGUCUAUAAAAUGUGAGAAAAUUGCAAAAAUAAAUAAAUAAAAAUGAAAUAGCUGUACUUUUUUUGUUUUUCUUUUUAGUUCAACCAAAAGUUCAGAAUCCAAACAUGUUUUGAUUAUUCAGAUAAUAAUGGCAAAAAAAAAAAAGACAGCAAUACUUCACAUUUAAGGAUUCGGAGUGAACAAAUAUCUGGAGUUUUUGAUUUGAAGAAAACACCAAAGAAAGUUUCUCAAACUACUAGCCGUACAGAGAACUUUCUCUCAGAUUGAUCACAUUUAUUUAAGGUUCAGAGUUUUAUGUUGUGAGCAUUUCUUCAUCACAAUGUUACUACAACAUUGCUGACACUGGUGCAUCACUGACAGAGAUGAUCUGGUUCAGUUUAACGCAGGAAUCCAUCAUGUCAGUGUUGCAACAGUCAGUGAAAUACAGUCUGUGGCAGAGCAGCGAGGCUCUCAUGAUUUAUCUGUGCUCAACUCUUUAACUCUGUGCAGAACUUCAUGCACAGAUCUGCAGAUUUAAAUAAGUUCUUUUUGGCUGCAGACUGUGUUGACUGUAGCGCCCCCAUGAGGCUGGAACGCCUCACUAUCACAUGGAAGUCUUGCAUCAGACCAAUACUGAGACAGUAUGACUAACAACGCCCCCUGCUGGCAGAUCACAGUCUCUACACCUAUAAUCUCCAAAAGCGCAACAGAACAUAAGUUCAUUAAAUACUAACUUUGCAAAAUAUUUUUUUUCAGUAAUAUGCCUUGAUAACAAUACAGCUAAAAGUAUUUUCUACUUAUUUGUAAAGAUUUUGAACAACAAACACCAAGUGUCUGGGUAUAUAAAUAUAUAAAACACUCUCAUCAAACACCAAAAGCCAACAGUUAGAUUUUACCCAAGAUUUACCCAGGCUUCAACAAAGAAACACGGGUCAAAGUCUUUUCAAAACAGUUGCUAAAAUGUGUUAAAUCUUUCAACAGUUACUAUCUAUUGUUCAAUAUCACAGGAAAAUCAUCAUCUUUUGGAUUUAAACUUUCAACCAAACAGAACUGGAUAUUUGAAAAUGUCACCUCAGACACAAGGAAAAUAUUGAACUACAACAGCAUUGCUGCAUUGAUAUAGCCUUGUCAAGCAGUUUUGUGAAACAAAAGAUCAGCCAAUCAGCAGAUGAAUCUAUUUAUAUUUCAAUUAGCUGCUACAGCUAUAAAAUAAACUAAAAAGCCUACAACUGUAACUAAUCAGUAAACAAAAUAUGAACCAAUAACCAUUUUGAUAAUAUAGUAAUUGUAGGUAGGCCCGAAUAAUAGAAUGCCAUCAACACACAGUGGUGAUAGACACGUCAUGAAUAGCAACAACAAAAGUAUUUGAUAGUUUCACUUAAAUGCAUCAGAUGCAAACUUGACACAUGAAAGCACAUAAGACAAACACAGUUUGUGUAAAAAGUCAGAGACUUCAGGUAUCAGAAGACGGUUUUCAACUCUCUGCUUCAACUUUAAACUAAAUUUCCUUCACUAAGCCAGCCCUCUGGACUUCCAGUAAGCUGUGUUCCUAUUGGCUGUCCAGGUGGCUGCUUGGUGUAAUCAGGAACACCUGAGCUGCUCAGUGUCUUCCUGCUUUAUGUCUCCAGUCAAACAUUUCCUCUGCUUCUCUUCACCACUGAACCGGGCUUGGCUCUGUUGCUUUAGUUUGUUUUUUAGGCGUUGGCUUGCAGCUUCCAGCAGUAAAAUCCUCUUUAAUGUGUUUCUUGGUGUGUUUUAGGGCUUUGUACUGGAUAGUUGUCUUGGUAAAUGUGGUUUGUUAGCCACAGUUAGCACAUGGUGCUAAUGUGUGCAGUGAUUAGAGGAUUUGGUGCAGCUGAGUUGUGUCUUUAUUUUGGCUGUAGUGAGUCUUUAGAGGUUUUUGAUCAGACACAUUCUGUAUUCUUGUUUGUGAACCAACGUUGGUUGUCCAGAAGGUAAGAGUUCCUGUCCUGAUUCUCUGUUAAAAUAGGUUCUCUGGUAGGCUGCAGGAGACUUUAGUGUUUGGGUUGUGCUAGUUUGGUUUUUGUACGGUUUCAUUUGGACGACUAUCUUGAGGCCCCUCCAUGUGGUUUAGUGAGGUUUUCUGUAACAGUUCUCCAAAGCAACCUGCAGCAGAAGAGACUUUGAGAGUUUUUAGGAAGUUCUGGAGACCAGACUUCAGAGCAGCAGAAACAUUUGUCAGCAGUUUGAGCAGGAGAAGGUGAGCUUCAGAGUAGAAAUGAGAAGGAAACCUUCUUGACCCGUGUGGUGAGGUCCUGUACCAAGAGUUUGAGUAGGUUGUGAGGAGUCUAUAGUUCUUUGGCCUGAAAGCACCAGAAGAGUCAACUAAUUAAAGAAAACAGGAGAUAUUGUUGGUUCUUCUGUCGCUCUGCAGUUUCCUUAGACUGAAUAUCAAGUUUCUAUUUUAAAUGAUUUACUGUGUGAGCCCAAGAAGACUUCAAUAAACUCCCUCCAUCCCCUCAACAUAACAUAUUUUAUUACCAUGUUAAAAAAAAUUUUUUAAAUGUUUUUGAGUUGUAAUCAUAGCUUGUGUAGUUUUGUCAUCUGUGUGAAAGGUGCUAAACAAAUAAAGUUGAAUUUAACUGACUAACUCAUGAUUGUGACAAAGGAAGUACUUUCAUUGUGAUUUAAGGGUUUGUUUUGUUUUUGGGGUUGGGGUUAAAAUCUUGACAGAAAAAAAAGUUCAGAGAAAUGAAUUGCAUUAAAAGCAAUUAAAUCAAAGGAAAAAACAUUUAAUAUUACAUGUUCUCUGUUUUGGCCACCAAAAAGAUUGUCACCAGGUGUAGAGAGCACCAAAAGGUAUGUUUAAUUAAGCUAACACAGGUUCAUAAUUGUCCAAAAACUUUUUUACAAAUAACAGACUGACUAAAAUAUUUCUAUUUUCAUUACAUUACAUUUUCACAGAAUGAGAAUCACAUUGAAGACAAUCUUAUAUUCAUAAUAUGUAUUCUGUCAUUUGGAGGUGUUUCUUCGGGGCUCACAGUCCUGCACAGUGGCCUGAAUGCAACAGAGUGGUGGAGGCCAUCUUCACAAGGCUCUGUGCACUCUAUCCAAACGCAGUUCGCUGCGAAGGAGUGAGACUGUCGCGGUUCACAAUGGUGGCACGCACUUAUAAACAUAUCCGUGAGUGCAUCAUCACCAAUGCAAAGGUGAUGAAUGAGACCACAUUACAGCUUCCAGAAGUGAAUGCUGCGACCAUGCAUGAGAGGGUAUAUUCAAUAGCUGUUUGACCAUUACUGUGUCAUGCAGCUCCAUCAUAGUUGGGAUCAAAUAUCAUAUAAUCAGUCCUUUUGUAUACAAUUGCUGAAGUGAAAGUGUGUUAAUGUUGGUUAUUUUAUGUUGUCCCAGGUUCAGCAGGUGUUCCUGGUCACAGGAGCAAGCAAUUUUAAAACAGGGUGUCAAAGCUCCAGACGCACCCAUGGCAGGACCUGAGAGGCUUCCUGCAGCGAUGCAGAAAAGCUCAGCUCUGUAUCCUGGCAGUUCAGCUCAGCCUCACCUCUUCAUUCUGCCUCCAAACACGGCUGGGGAGGCUAAGCUCAAGGGGAGACUCCAGCCUCAGGCCAUCUCCCAGGCUCCUCCACUACAGCAGGCACUUCUAUGAUUGCACCGGCACCUUCCACCACUCUCCCCUUCAUUGUACCAUUUCUGCAGCAUCCUACAGUGUCUGGACCCUCACAGAUGACUGCACCUGGAACCUCACAGGCGAUUUUCCUACCUCCAGCUUUCCCACCAUCAACUCCAGUUCUUUAUAACACUCAGCAAUAUAGGAAGAGGAAACUGGAAAGGGAGCACACUGGCAUUGUCACAAGAAAAUAUGUCAAGAAGAUGAAUGUGAUCCUUUGUAAAAAGUGCAACAAAGAGAGAAAGCCACCAUCCCACCUGCAGUACUUCCGGAACUGGUACUGCGAGGAGUCUGAGAGCCAGUAUAACAGACGUAUAGCAGCUAAUUUUUAGGAGCUUCAGAUGAAAGUGUCUAGGAAAUUAGCUGAAAAAUACAUGAGAAAUAGGGAGCCCAAAUAAGGAAAGACAGACGCAGUGUUCAUAUACUUUUGGCCAUAUGUUGUACGUCCGUUAGUGUUGUUUUGACUGAAACGCUCUGCUGGUUUCAUUAACAACAGCAGCGGGAUGAGCUCGCUCAGUCAGUUGACAAUGGAGUCUGUGCUGCUCUGGGUGAUCGUCCUCGCUCUCCACGGUUUCCAUCACCAUGUGGCCACUCUGCCGACCUCCACCGUCCAAGUGAGUGUCGGUGAGGAUGCCAUCCUGCAGUGCCCCCUGAUGAACGCCUCCAAUGCCUCCAAAAGCACCACAGCUGCCCCGACUGCCCGCUCCACCCUCAGCUGGUACAGGAAGCCAGCAGGACAGGGGCCACAGCUGCUUCUGACCAUCAGGUCCUCCGAUGGCUCUCAUGUGAGGUACGGCGACGGUGUUGGUCCUGAUAAAGUGUCGGCUACAGCCAACGGCUCACUGCUGCUGCGAGGCUCCCAGCAGAGCGACUCAGCGGUUUACUACUGCGGGAUCAGCCAAGGCGACGAGCACCAGAAGGAACCAACACCACAGAUCCUCCCGGAGAAAUAAUGCCAGACUCUGGGUCUGCUGCUGCUCUGUUAGUCCACACUGAACUGGUGUCAGUUCAGGCUCAUUCUCUCGUAGGUUUAGAUCCUCUGAUUUUUAUUUCCAAUUCUAUUUCAGACUAGGAUAGAAGAGUGACCAUGUAACUGUGACUCUACAAACACCUGUAUAAUAUGACACAGAUCAAUAAAUGUACCUGAAGUUUGUUCAUUUAACAAAUUUUGUUCAAAGUUUAUUGUGACCUGAGUUGAACUGGAAUCAUUAGGUUCUACAACUUUCAGCCUUUUCACUAUUAAUUUGUUCUUUGGCAACUUGUUUUUAGAAUUUAUUCACCAAUCUGAGCUAUUUUCAUUCACACAUUCAGGCAUUAUUUUUAGCUGUUCAAGAAUUUGUUGUUUUAGACAUCAGCUGUUUAUUCAUUACAACUGAAUACAUGACUAAAUCCACUACUUCAAUUAAACUUCUCUUCACACAGCAUGCAGUGUUCAAGUAUUACAGCAAAAUGUGCGUAUAUUUUUAAAAGCAAGUCUUUUUUGUUGUUGUUUUAGUCAAGCUCCAGUAUAAGCUAUUGCAAAAGUUGCCCCUGGGGUAAAUGUACCUCUUCAUGGGUGUCACUAUAGAGUUGAACUUUAAUCGCUGCCAAAGACACCUCUUCUACUCUCUUUGUCAGUUCAUAUAGUGGUUUAAUAAAAAUUUACAUUUUUCUACAUUA
Molecule: messenger RNA, 6469 nt
Organism: Acanthochromis polyacanthus (spiny chromis)
Lineage: Eukaryota; Metazoa; Chordata; Actinopteri; Pomacentridae
Gene: sid1
Product: secreted immunoglobulin domain 1
Exons: 2
Coding region: 5314-5763 (149 amino acids)
Biological process (GO): response to bacterium
Source: RefSeq, a predicted model, not a curated record